UUCUCCCAGUUCCCGUAGAAAAAAUAGGAUUUUAACUGAAGAUGGCCUCUCGAGGAAAAUCAGAAACUGGAAAAUUGAGGCAGAAUAUGGAGGAACAACUUGACAGACUAAUGCAGCAGCUUCAGGACCUGGAGGAAUGCAGAGAAGAUCUGGAUGAGGAAGAGUACGAAGAGACAAAGAAGGAAACUUUGGAGCAGCUGGGUGAAUUCAAUGACUCCUUAAAGAAAAUAAUGUCAGGAGAUAUGACACUUGUGGAUGAACUCAGUGGGAUGCAACUGGCGAUCCAAGCUGCCAUCAGCCAAGCCUUCAAAACCCCGGAGGUGAUACGACUUUUUGCUAAGAAGCAGCCAGGACAGCUGAGAAGCAGACUGGCAGAGAUGGACCGCGAUGUGAUGGUGGGAAAACUGUCACGGGACGUGUACACGCAGCAGAAAAUGGAAAUCCUCACUGCCUUGAGAAAACUGGGGGAGAAGCUCACCCCAGAAGACGAGACUUUCCUCACUGAAAACGCCACAGCGACCCUGAGCCAGUUUGAAAAAGUGACUGCAAACCAAGGGUCUGAAGACAAAAUAAUGGCUUUAGCUAGCUCUGGUGUGAAAACAAAGUCAUAGCAGUUCUGCAAAAAAAAGUGUGUUUUUAACUAAGACAAAAAUGUGCCAUCCAAUUAUGGAUUUUCUAAACAAUCAGUGCGCUUUUAAGUGCUACUGCAGACGCUGACACUUUUUAACAGUAUUGUUUUAUAUGUACACGUCAAUCUUUGUAAAUGUCUUUUAAUCGUCCAGAUAAAGUGUAAAAAUGUAUUUUAGGUACGAGCGUGUGAUUUGUUAAAAGGCGCGUGAAUGUAGAGGACGGCGCAGACAGUUUGUUAUUAUGAUCUUGUGGUUUGUGCAGUGAUUCUUUAUUCCAAAAUUUCAAUAUUCAACAGUGCUGUUUUUAUGAUGCUGAUUUCCUUCAGGGUGUAGUUUUAUUUCAGCUAGAACUGUGCCGUCUGCAGGACUCUGGAUAAAAUAAUAGAAACACUGCAUGUGCCAGAACUACAGCGCUUCAGAUGAUCGGAUCUGCCUCGAUUAAUAUGUACACUAUAACCAAUUUACAAUUGCAUUUAUAUAUGAAUACAUUUGUAAACCACUUGUGUGCCGAUGGGAUGUAGAGUCUGAUGAUAUCUUUAGUAAAACUUGACGAGUCUUAGCACAUUUCAACUAAACUGGUCAGAGUCUGCAGGGUGGAUUAGAGCAGCCGUCGUCCAAGAAUAUGAGAAUCAUAAAGUUUUAUUAAUAGUGUGGGUCUUCAGUCUGUUCAUGGAGAAAAUACAGAGAAAAUACAAAGAUUUUACAGGAUGAAGUAAUGAAUUGAGAGGCUUUACCACUAUUCAGUGUCACUUGGGUGUUUCCAUUAUUUUAAUGAGUCCUCUAUGCAUUUAUUAUCAUGUAAUUCAAACUGAUGACUGUAGUUUCAUAUUGACAGUGAUAGUUUUUAAACUCGCAUCAGAGUCUGUGUAGAAGUGAAUGUCACAAUGUUUACAGCAUUAAUCUUGAUAUUCUUGCUACUUUUAAUGUGAGUAAAAAGAAAACUAACAACA
Messenger RNA from Oreochromis aureus, 1579 nucleotides. It is a transcript of the gene lzic, whose product is annotated as leucine zipper and CTNNBIP1 domain containing. The transcript has 6 exons. Gene Ontology annotation, molecular function: beta-catenin binding. NCBI's taxonomy places the organism in Eukaryota, Metazoa, Chordata, Actinopteri, Cichliformes, Cichlidae. The record is from RefSeq and is a predicted model, not a curated record. Bases 42 to 611 code for a protein of 189 amino acids.